UACUCCCUAGGCAGACGGGUCUGUUUUAAUGCUUUAAUGGAAGAAUCUGCCGGAGAAGGUCGUGCAGUGCCCCCUGCUGGCAUGGAAGCCCGCGGUGCAGCAACAGGACACCGGGUGUGCGAGACGCAGGGGACUGUGAGCGUGAGUGAGCCUACUGCAUCGAUUGGGCUGCCUGUCAAUCAGAAAAGAAAGAAGAAAAGAAAAAGAAAGAGGAAUAAAGGGGCCCCGGGUACCCUGGACCAGGCGGGGAACCCCGAGAUUGGUGAGCUGCCUCCGGAGGGAGGAGCAGCGGUGAGGGAGACAGCCACUCCAGUUGGGGACACUGUGCAGCAAGACCUGGCUCCAGGAAGAGAGUCUGGACCUGAGACAGACUGCCCCAUUAUAGAGGAGGAGCAGCCACAAGGAACGAAAAAGGGCAAUAAAAGAAAUAAGAAACAGAAAAUGGAUUGUCAAGCUGCUGCAGAAAACAAGGGUCUGAAAAAUCAGAGCGAGGAGGGAACGGGCCAGAGACAAGCAGGGAGCGGCCAAGCACAGGUCGGGAAGAACAAGGCAACACAGACCGAGGCUGUGCAAGAACAGGAUGGGAACAAGCAGUCUAAGCACCAAGAAACGCAGACUGACAGCAACCAAACACAGUCUACGGAAACACAGACCGAAAGCACACCAGAGCAGGGAGGGAGCCAGCAAACGCAGCAAGGGAACCAGACAGAACCAUCAGUGGAAAAGCAAGGUCAAGAAGAGAAGGAGCAACCAGACCCUGAGAAAAAACAAGAACCGAGUCAGGCACAAGCAUCCGAUCCAACACAGCAGAGCGGGGCCAAGCAGCAAAACAUGGAAGAACCUAACGCAGGAGAAGUUCUGGAUUUAAAGAAAGACUGCGCUGUGGAAAACCAAGAUGACGGAAAUUUAAACAAGGGGGAAAAAGCAAAGACAACAGCAGAACAAACGGCAGCGUCCCCGGCAAGAACUCAAAGUGAAAAGCCAGUGUUCAGCAUUUAUGUUUAUCUUGUCCUUGAUAAAGGGUUUGUGUUUAAGAAAGGACAGGAGAGACUGUUGUUGCUGUUUCUAGACAAAGAGAUUCCUCUUCAGAUAAAUGUCUGCAGGGUUCUGAGUCAACAAAAAUCAGACUGUCUCAUUGAAGGACAGAUCUCUAUUGAUGUUAGUGAAUUCAGAGGGAUAGACAUUCAUUAUAGGUAUGCAGUACAAAAGAGAGCCAAUCUAAUUCCAGAGAUUUCCACAAGAAUAACUAAAAUACCUUCUGACCCUCGAAUAAAUGAACUGCACCGGUAUGAGGGUCACGUACAUUGUCAGGAAUCCUGGACCCUUCGGGAAUGGUUUUCCGGCAUCUUUUCUUCAAAAGAGAAAGAGAUCUGGACAGCGAGGCAAGCUGCUGGCAAGGCCCUGCUGGGCCAGGUCUUUCAAAAACUGGAUCCACUAACCACAGCCAACAAGAAUCAGUUCUUCCAUCACCUAUCUUAUUUCUGUAUCUCUUUUAAUUUGCCCGUGUAUUAUCCAGAAAUGAAGCCAGUGCAUUUUGGAGCAACAGAUGUGUCUGCGUUGAUUCUAGAGCAGGUUUUCCUGUUCUUGGAGCCCUACACUCGCACUGGCUCUUCAAAGCGCAACCGUGGGAGCCCCGCUGUGGGGAGGAACCCCCUAGCAGCAGGACUGUUGGCUUGUCAGGUUGUGAACUACUAUAAGCUUCAGCUGAAACUAAAAGAUUGGGUUCUGUUGUGUCGGCUGAUGCAACUGCCCACCAGCCCUUCUGAGGAGCUCAACAAGAACCUGGAGGAAGUGAAGAGCCUCUUUGAUGGUGUUAGGUUCACAGUGAUUGGAUUGAUUAACUGCUGUGCCCAGAAUGGCGUGGUGGAGCUGGCAAUGGUGAUUCCCCUCCUGCACCAGCUCAGCAAGUCCAGCGAGGGGAGUGGCACAACGGACUCAGGCAAGACAACCCCAGAGAGAAGCUGGGCGGCACUGAAGGGGGUUCAGCACUUGCAAUUCAGAGAAAAAAUAAGAACACUUUCAAAUAAAAGAAGAAUGCUGCUUGAACUGAUGGAUCAUCACAAAACCUUGACGGAUUCAGACCCCCUGCUGGUGCACAGCUGGCUCGCCCUGGUCCCCACAGAGGACAUUCCCAUAUAUUCCAAGCAGAUGGGUACUGUUCUAGAGCACAUUGUCCAGAGUGUGCUGUACAGACUGAAGGAAUACCAAGGCAGAGGGAACAGUAAUCAAGUAGAGAAAGACCUUCAAGCAAUCAAUGAAAACAUCAGUUUCAUCACUGUCAGAAUUGAGGAAGAUAAAGAACGGUUAAUGUCGUCUGGUAUUCUGAAUUCACUUUUCAGCCAGUGCAUCAGUAUCCACAAGUCGGUCUGCAGUAUGGCCAGACUGGUCCAGCUCUAUAAGGGGCCUCUGACAUCCUUCCAGCUUGUUUUGAAGUCUGCUGAGGCACUGCACUUCUCCAUUGGGAAGGAACCUCCAGCAGGCACAGAGAAGAAAAGCAAACUGUUUGAAACCCUGGAAGAAAUGCAGAAUCACUUUCGGCAGUGGAGAGACAAUCUUCUGCAGCUCCCUCUGCUGGUAACAGAGCCAGACGUGAGAUUCACUUACAACAAGGAACUGGAGCUGUGGGACGGCUUGCUGGGUGUAAAGUGUGCUGUGGAGGGCCUCACUGCCAAGUGGAGGUCCAGUGUGGAGAGGGACCUGUCGAAAAGAUUUGCCCAGGAAACCCCUUUGAAUCAGAUACACAUUUUCUGCAUGAAUCAGCCUGAUCUAGCCAAGGCCAGCCAGGCUGUGCACAGCUGCUUCGAGGAGCUUCAGCAGCAAGCCAUCACCGACAUCUGCGAAACUAAGAAGGAAGGGAAGUUACUGGAGAAGAUCUCUCCCUGCUCUGGGAGCGUCCCAUCUCCGAUCCUGUCUGCUAUAAUCCUGGAGUCCAGACAGAGGGCUAUGAGGGAUGGGAAUGACUUGGUGGGCUGGCUGCUAAGACCCCACACUGCCCUGAACUACCUGCUGUCUCAAAAAGGCCUGCAGAGUGUGAAGGUCUCGGGCAAGGCGAGAGAGGCUCUGACAGAGGGGGAGACUGUGCUGGCAUCGCUGGCAGAGGGGCUCCUCCAGGGAACCAUCUUGCUGACACACCUCAACCUCACCCUCCAGCACAGAGACAAGUUCAUCAAGCUGUAUCGACAACAGCAAAAGCAAUCCAAAGCUGACUGUUUCCAGGCUGAUGUUAAGAAGAUGCUGCUCCAGAGAGAGUUUGAGCUGAAGUCCUUUAAACAGGAGAAAGAGCACAUCGGCACACUAAUAAAGAUGAUUAAAAAGAUCGCUGAGUCAGUCACAGUGACUGAGCUGUCUUUACUGGAGCAGCAGCACAGGGCUGAGCACCUGUCUAAGAGGCUGAGCGAGCUGGUAGAGGUGCAGCCCUGGAGCAGCUCUGCCCAGGAGCCCAGUGGUGAGCCUCCGGCUGUGCUGUGUUACCAUGUGAGCUGGGAAGUGAGGGGGAUGGCCCAGGAGAUGCACCGUCUUCAGCAGAGCACCCUGCUGCUGAAUGGCUGGAUGAAAAGGGCUAAUCAUUUGGCUACCCUGAAGACCAGACCCCAGGUGAUAAACCUGAGAGAUGUCCUCCUUGGGAUCUGGAGACCCUGUCUGGAUGAGUAUCGGGAUCUCAGCAGGAGGAUUGCAGACGGCUCUGUGAAGUUCCAGGCGGUCGAUGAGGUUCUGGGAAUCCUCGGGGGCCGGGAGGAUGGGGUGGAGAUGAUGGGGAGGGAGCUGGAAGUUAUGACAGUAGUGCUGGAGAAGGAGUCUUACAGACAGGGCUGGGCCAGGGAAAGGCAGGAUCAGAUCCAGCAGUAUUGCAAACUCCACCACGCCAUAGACUCCGCCAGCACCAUGCUGAGGAUCGCCCGGAAACUGCAGCUGAAGGGAAAUUUCGUAGAAAUACAGCAAUUAACAGAGCUGAGGGAAGACAAGUUUAAGCAGAGCCCUCUGACCUCCCUCAGUAAGAAGCUCGUUGCAGCCAAUGAUCUGCUGGCAGGGGUCACUGCAGAGAAGACUGCCUGCCUGGAGGAGUACCUGGGGUGUCAGGAAAUAGUGUGCUGGGUCAAGGACAACCUCAAGAAUAUGAGCGAUGUGAAGGUGUUUGUGGAUCUGGCCUCUAUCUCCGCGGGGGAGAAUGACACUGAGAUUGACAGCGUGGCCUGUUUCCAUGAUGCUGUAAUGGGGUACUCCCCCUUGCUGUACAGCCUACUCCCUGAGGCUGACUUUCAGGUCCUCAUGAAACACUCGCAGGAAGUCUGGAAGGCGCAGGACAGAGAUCCCAAACUUCCUGAGAAACUGAGGGACUCAAAUCGCUGCCUAGAUUGGUUGAAGGGUCUCAGAAAUACUCACGGCUCUGUUGAGCAGUCCUCCUUAUCCCUGGCAGCGGCUAUCAAUUCCCAGGGAUUGUACAGAGUUGGGGGGACUCACUUUCAACAAGGAAAGCGGACCCUGCAGAGCCUGUUGCGGUUGACUGUGAGGAAUGGGGGAGUCGAGAAAAAGCACGGAUUAGAGGAACUGCUGGAACUCCAGAACAAACUCAUGCUGAUGUCCUCGAAGGGAGAGCACGGAAAGGAGCAGGUCAACAGGUUCAUGCAGGUCUUUGAUGGCGUUCAGAGGCUGGGUCGGACCCUACUCGACCUGCAUGUGUCUGGUAACAUGUUCUUCCACAAGUGGGAGGCCUUCAUUCACUGCAGUCCUAACAGCACACCCUGCAUCACAGCGAACUUCAACUUGCAGAGCGUGGGUGCAGUAAGGUUCUCUGGGGAGGUCACUGAGCAGCUGCAGGCUCUGUGUAGGUCAAUGGAGUUCUGCCAUAACGAUUGGUGCUGCUUUGUUAACGAGGCCCGCUCUAAGUUCUACCCCCUGAACUACUAUACUGCUGAGCAGAUUGUGUACCUGUGCAGCCAGCUGCGGGACCGCCCCUCUGUAGGACUACCCCAGCAGGUUUUAGCCAUGCUGUCCUUCGUGAAGCCUGGGUGCACCUUGAGGGAAGUUUAUGAGACUUGGACUAAAGUUCCUUCAAGAGAACUGCUCACCGCAGGGGUGGACUCGGAUGAAGAAUCAAUACAGCUUAAGAGCACUGACAAAGAUAGCAGUGACUUUGAGCUUCAAGAUGCAGAUGAAGAACAUAGAGAAAGAUCUCCAAGAAUUACACUAGCUUACAACAUAGAAUCAGAGGGAGAAGGAGAGAACAGUAAUGAAGAAAGCGAGGAUUCAAGGGACCUAAUUUCCAUGGAAAACUCAGAUGCCCUUGUUGAAGAUAUUGAAGAAAAGAACAAGGGAUUGAUUUCACCAGAGCUCCUUUUGGACACAGAUGAGGAGGAACAUGGAAAACCAGGAGUUGCCAGAGAUUCUUCCCUGGAAAUGUCCCUUGACCAAGACCCUGAUACCGAAGGGCACUCUGUGGACAUGGCAGAUCUGUGGAGACUCUUUAGAGAGGAUAUGACCACCUACCUGGAUGGGCAUUUGGACAUCAUCUCCCUCUCUAGAUUCCUCCAGUGUCUUUCAGAGAUCAACAGGAAAGAGGUAAACAGGACACUACCUCCAGUCCUGAAGGAAGGCAUUCCUAACCUUGUCCUCUGUCCGGGGGUUGAUGUUCUGAGCACAGCUCUCAGACUCUACAUGGAAAGCCCCGAUCAGCCCCUGCCUUCCUGUGAUGAGGCCCUUCUGUGUGGUGAAGGUACAACCGGGGAGCAGGUUGAGAUCUUUCUGAGGAGGGCGCUUGGGUUGUCUGGGAGGGGUGGCAGAGGGAAAAUCUUCACGCUGAUCAGUCCCGGUCUCCUCCCCUACGAUGUAGGCGUCAUGCUAGGGGAGAAGUUUGAGGAUCUGGAGAAGAGCACGGAGCCCCAUUACCGCUUGGUUAUCAUCAGCUCCCUGAAGCUCCAGCACAGAUAUGUCCCCUCAUUCUUCAGUAACUACAAGGUGCAGGCUGGGCUCGCCGUUUCAACAGAGAAAGCCAGAACCUAUCUCCAGCGACACUUCACUGUCCCACCCCAGUCCCAUCUCGAUCAUACCAAUGUCUUUCCAGGCUGCCAGUCAGUUUGGGUACUGUCAUCCACUCGACCAGCUGUAGGAAAGUCACUGUAUGUUGACAGGCUGUUUGAAAAGCUCCAGCAGUUUACCCACCAGGGGCGUCUGGUACGUAUCCGGCUGACAGACCCCCGAAUCGAGGAGGACUCCUUCCUGCAGAGACUGUCCGAGAGCCUGGUUGGGCUGGAGCAGCGAUACCCUGUCAUCCUGCACAUCGAUGCAGCCGCUGUCCGAACAGGCCUGGAGGAGUUCCUGUUCAGGCUGCUGGUUCUGGGUUGCCUGGUGAACAGCGAGGGGAAGCUGUGGCGACGCAACCCAGCCCAGCUGUUAGUGAUGGAGCUGUUGAGUCCCCGAGCAGGGCAGAACUGGACUCAGCAAGAGCAGGGGCUGCUGAACAUCCUUCCUACGAUCCACUGCAGGCCACCUGAGGAGGUCAGACAGUUGGAGCUGGAGAGAAAAGGGGCUCACGCGAACAUUCUGCACCCACUGAUGGACAGCAAAGAGUUUGCUAGUGAAGGCGUGCAAAGGCCCUAUCAGUACCUGAAGAGAUACAACCAGAAAGAAAGCAUAGAUAUGUUUAGAUAUCAGGAAGGGUCAAAGGAAGGGAACCCUGCAGAGUGCCUCUUUUAUCUUCUGACAUACUGCGGAAUCAAAGAUCCCUCUUGGGCUGAGCUGCGCAACUUCACCUGGUUCCUCAACCUCCAAUUGAAAGACUGUGAAGGUUCCAUGUUUUGUGACACAAGCUUCAUAGGGCAGCACCUUUUGGGAUUUAAGAACUUCAUCGUAGGAUUCAUGAUUGUGAUGGCUCGGGAUUUUGCCACACCUUCCAUGGACAUCUCGGAUCAGAGCUCCAGUUUGAGCGAAAAGGAGGAUGACGGAUUGAUCCAUCUGACCGUUCGAAAGCGAUGGGAGAGUGAGCCACACCCUUACAUCUUUUUUAAUGCAGACCAUCUCUCCAUGUCCUUCCUGGGCUUCCACCUAAAGAUGAAUCACUCUGGGACCUGUGACGCUGUGGACCCCCACAGUGGGAAGGUCCUAAUGGGGGGUGUAAUGCCAGUACAACUCCUCAAGGGGCUCGAGAGACAGGGAAUCAAUUUCAAUGAAGACUUUGACUCCUUACCAAGAGAGAAGAAGAUCCAAAAGCUCUCUAGGGUACUGGGGGAUUGUGGAGAUCAGGACAUGGGUGGAGGCUUCGGUGGGACAUUUGAUCCAGACAGCAGUUAUGAAUUAACCGCAGACAAUGUGAUGAAGAUGCUGGCCAUCCACAUGCGAUUCCGUUGCGAGAUUCCAGUAAUCAUCAUGGGAGAGACAGGUAGCGGGAAGACCAGACUGGUCCGGUUUCUCUGUGACCUACAGAGGGGCAGUAAGGAAGCCAAAAACAUGAUGCUGGUCAAGGUCCACGGGGGAACCACUGCGGAGAUGAUAUACAAGAAGGUGAAGGAGGCUGAGGAACUGGCCAAGAACAACAGGAGGCGCCACCGUCUGGACACUAUUCUGUUCUUUGAUGAAGCCAACACCACAGAAUCCAUCUUUGCCAUUAAGGAGGUCUUGUGCGACAGGACAGUGCGAGGCCAGCCUCUGAAGGCAAACACAGGAUUGAAGAUCAUAGCCGCCUGCAAUCCUUAUCGGAAGCAUUCACCUGAGAUGAUUAGACAGCUGGAGCUGGCGGGACUGGGGUACAGAGUGAAGGCAGAGGAGACAGGAGACAGGCUUGGCACGGUGCCCCUAAGACAGUUAGUUUACAGGGUGCAGCCUCUACCUCCCAGCAUGGUCCCAUUGAUUUGGGAUUUUGGCCAGCUGAGCAAUUCAGCUGAACUCUCCUACAUCAAGCAGAUUGUUCAAAGACAGAUCAUGGAGCACAGGCUGCCCAGAAAUUGUGCAGAUACUGUGUCCAACGUGUUGGCAGGCUCUCAGCAAUUCAUGCGCAGUUGCAAAAACGAAUGCAGCUUUGUAAGCCUGCGGGACGUGGAGAGGUCUAUGAGGGUGCUGGUCUGGUUCUACCACCACAGAGUUCUGUUUUUUUCCAACUCUGUCGCGGAAGUGGAUGUGGCUUUCAAAUGCUUGGCUCUGGCAGUGGGGGUGUGCUACUACCCAUCUCUGGUUUCCAAAAUGGAAUACUUGCAGUUCAUCUGUAGAUACUUCCCAGAACCCCUCAACUCAGCAGAGGCCAUCAAGCAAGUGAUCUCCACCUGCCAGAGUGUAUUCCUCCAGAACAUAAAGACACGGGAGACUGUGGCCAAAAACACAGCUCUGAAAGAGAAUGUGUUUCUAAUGGUGGUUUGUAUUGAACUGAGGAUCCCACUGUUCCUGGUCGGGAAGCCCGGUAGUUCCAAAUCUCUUGCCAAGACAGUGGUGGCUGAUGCCAUGCAGGGCCAAACAUCCCACUGCCAGCUCUUUAGGCAGCUCAAGCAGGUGCACAUGGUGUCAUUCCAGUGCAGCCCUCAUUCCAGCCCUGAAGGCAUCAUUGGCAUCUUCCGACAGUGUGCACGCUUCCAACAGGGCAAGAGCAUGGAAGAGUACGUCUCUGUGGUGGUGCUUGAUGAGAUCGGGCUGGCCGAGGAUUCACCCCAGAUGCCCCUAAAGACGCUGCACCCCCUGCUGGAGGACGGAUGCAUCGACAAUGACAGUCCAGAUCCUCACAUGAAGGUCGGCUUUGUAGGUAUCUCCAAUUGGGCCCUUGACCCUGCAAAAAUGAACAGGGGUAUAUUUGUGUCACGGUGGGACCCCAGUGAGAAGGAGCUUAUAAAAACAGCCAAAGGAAUCUGCUCUUCAGACCAGGUAGUCCAAAUGAAGAUCCAACACCUCUUCCCAACCCUGGCCAAGGCUUUCCUUGGAAUCUGUAAAGCGGAGCAAACAGGCCAAUUCUUUGGCUUGCGGGAUUACUACGGCCUUGUCAAGAUGAUAUUUGCAUCAGCCAGGGAGUCCCAGGCAGAGCCGAGUGAGGACCAGUUAGCAGAGGCCAUCCUGCGGAAUUUCAGUGGAGGAAGGGAUGGAUUUGACCCCCUGCAAUCAUUCAGUGAACUUUUUCAGUCCCUUGAGGCUGUGACCCGACCAGGAACGCUGAGCAUGGUGGAGAGGAACUUGGACCAGAGCAAAGAGGAGGAGAGCCGCUACCUGCUGCUCCUCACCACCAACAACGCUGCCCUGCACAUCCUGCAGCAGAGGGUCUUCAGGAGUGGGACGCACCGGGCUCCGGAGAUUGUUUUCGGGUCUGGGUUUCCCAGGGACCAGGAAUACGCUCAGGUCUGCCGCAACGUCAACCGGGUAAAGACAUGCAUGGAGACCGGUCGGACUGUGGUGUUGCUGAAUCUCCAGAAUCUGUAUGAGAGCCUCUACGAUGCUCUAAACCAGUAUUACGUGUACCUGGGCGGGCAGCAGUAUGUGGACUUGGGUCUGGGCACUCAUCGAGUCAAGUGCAGAGUCCACCGAGACUUUAGACUGGUGGUUGUGGAGGAUCAGAACAAAGUUUACACCCAGUUCCCAGUGCCCCUUAUUAACCGUCUUGAGAAGCACCAUCUGGACAGGAGUGCGGUUCUCACCCCCCAGCAGCAAAGGACACUGCAGAGGCUAAAAAAGUGGGUACGGGAGUUCGCUCAGGUAGCUAAAGGCGAUAAUGCAAAAUUUGGACCCUCAGAUGCCUUCAUCGGUUUCCACGGAGACGCCUGCGCUAGUGCUCUGUUGCAGGCUGCUUCCUUCGUAGGUCAAGGUUGGAGAAAGGUCAGAGUGGCUGAGAAUAAGGGUAAAGAAGAAAAGGGUCGUUUGGAAGAAAUGGAGACGCAAGAGGAAGACAUUCAAAUGGAGGAUGUAGAGGAAAGAGGUCAGUUGGAGGGCACAGAGAGUAAAACACAGUUAGUGGUUACAGAUGACCAAGGUCAGGUAGAUGGCACAGAGAGUAAAGAUCAUCCAGGUGAAACACAGGCCGAAGAUCACAUGGAGGAGGGAGAAGAUGUUCCAAAGGAGAAUACAGAGGGUGAAGGGCAGUUGGAGGAAGGAAACAGAAGAGAUGGAGAGGAUUCCUGGGAGGGUCAGGAGGAAGAGGAGGUCCUGGGACUUGCCAAGAGUCUCCUGUUACACUGUGCCACUCCAGAUGCAGUGCUGCGGCUCAAAUACUCAGAUCUGGGAGUGCAGGAGAGCAAGGAGCUCCAGAUAGAGUACUUCCAUCAACAGCACCAUUCCUCACUCCGAGACUACAUGGAUCAUCACCUGAGCGGGUCUGAGACACAGCACUACAGAUUCAUAGAGGUCACCACCUUCUCCAGUCUGCUGACCCAGUCUGAUAUCAGAGCACUGGCACAGUCCUUGGGUAUGGAAACCUCCAAGCUCCUCCUGCUUUCUCUGCACCAGUUCGACACAGAGUUCUCCUUUUGCACUAAGAUCAGGAGUUUCCUGCGUGUAGAGGACUGCACCCUGCGAGUGCUGCUGGUUCAGACAGACACAGAGGAAUCCCUCCACAGUGAGGAGCUCAUUGCUUCCGCAAAGUACUGUGCUAUGAAUGAGAUGAGCUCUCUGGAGCCUGGCCUAGCCCAGUCCUAUGUGUUGUUCAUCACUAAGCUGCCUAGGAUCACAGGGGGGUCCCGGUACGCUGGAUUCCAAGGAGGUGCGUGGCUGUCGGCCCAUGUUGAUGACCUGAGAGACUCUGUUGAGAUGAGUUCUGACCUCUCUGCCUUCUGUGACGUCUCGAUCAGCCAGUUAUUCACCCAGGCCAUGGAGAGGCCACACUCGGAAGCCAACAGUGUGCCAGGACAGCAGAUGGUUGAAUGUAAAAGGGGAGGGUGUCCGAAGCUGAACUGCACCUCUCUGCUGAGGUCCUGCAUUCAGAGUGCCGUGGGGCUGCUGAGAGACUCCGGAGACAAGACCACUCGCGGCACUGAGCGCGUGCAGACACUGCUGAGGUUCAUGGGAGAGGACGAGGGAACCCCUGAAGCGGAGUUUGUGCAUCUCCUGAUGGGGAGGCUGUGUGCAGUGCUGGCUCACAGGGAGGAGCGUGUUGUCUCACCAGGAGAGUGGGUGUGCAAGGAGGCCAAGAAACUACAGGCCCUGCAGGAAGGAGGCACUCUCAGACACACGCUGUGGCGCUGCCUGCAGGCCGUGGUCACUCCGGUUCUGGCCCGGAUGGUGGAGGUUCUGGAUCGUGACAGGAACCUCGAUCUGUUCCACAGCCCCCAGCUCGGCACAGGCUUCACACAGCUGUGGCUGGACAUCUUCAGGGACUCCCAGAUUCUGGAGCUGCCCUACCACCUGCCCUCGAGCCAAGCAGACCAGGAGAUCCCUGUGCAGAACUUCCUGUUUGUGGGACGAAAAGAGGUGCCCAGUGCUGCCCCCUUCAGUUGGCUCAUCAGACUGUACAGCCAGAGCUUGUGGGAGGAGUCGCAGUUUGUGCCAGGCGCGGAGGAGGGUGAGAAGAGGAGGCUCCUUCAGUUUGUGGGUCGCUUCUCGAGCAGCAGGCUGGGCAGCUACAUCAGGAAGCUGGGGAGGGAGGAGCUGAAGGAGUUUGAGCAGCGAUAUCUGAGAGAUUUCCUGCUCCUGACCUGGAAAAUCUCCUCCAGGGAUGAGCUGGAGGUGUGUGCAAUCCCAGGAGCUCCCACGCUGUUCACAGCGGUGGUCCAGUCCUUUGUCUUGGAGCUCCAGCAGGACCUCAGUGUUGAGUCCCCUGACCUCUCUCCUGCCUGGAUCCUGGCAGCGGUCACUUGCUACAAACCUCGGCUGACCAACCUCUCCCGCAUUCUUCACCUCCAUCCCGAGCUGCUGGGAAUGUGGCUGAGGGGAACACAGCCUACUGCACAAGAAAUGGUGAGGGGCAGGGCUGGAGCGGUGCGGUGUGACUCUGGUGUGAAUGUAACAGCUGAUCUGGACGGUGUAUCAAACCUGAGGUCUGGCUCCCCCACUGACUCCCCUGGGAAAGGCUCCCAAGGCUCACAGGACGUGCUGCAGAGAGGCGUGAGUGUGGAGGAGCAGCAGCAGAGAGCUCCGUCGAGCAGAGCCCAGUCCAAGACCACGCUGAACGAGCUGCUGGACACCCUGAAGCUGCUGGAGGAGGAUCCAGAGAGACUACCCGAGCCCCAUUGCUACUGCAAAGAGAAGUACUCCUGGAUCGAUGAGGAGAGGGACUCCAAUUCCCUCACAGCUGAUAACCUGGAGCUGCUGGGCAAGAUGAACCAGCCUCCUGCCCUGCCAGACGGGGGCGCCCUGCUCUCUGAGGCCAAGCUGCAGAGCAUCAUGAGCUUCCUGGACGAGAUGGAGAAAUCAGAACAGGAGAGGCCGCGCUCCGUCACCUCGGGUUCACACAGACAGGCCCUGCUGUCAGAAGAGGACCUAGCUCAGGUGGACCAGGCCUCGGCCACGGCAGCCGAGGUGACCGGCUGCAUGAUGAGGAUGAAACUGGAGCUGGAGGAGAAGCGACGCACCAUCAACAUGCUGCAGACUGCACUGGCUCAGCAGCGAAAGCUGACAGUGCGCCACAUCAAGGAUACGGAGAAGGAGCUGAACCACAACUUCCAGCUGCAGAAGGAUCAAUACGAGGCCACCAUCCAGAGACAUCUGGCCUUCAUCGAUCAGCUUAUCGAUGACAAGAAAGCCCUGAGCGACCGCUGCGAGGGGGUGGUGACCGAGCUAAAGCAGGUCGACCAGAAAUACACCAAGAAGAUAACACACAUGCAGGAGCAGCAUGACCUGGAGAUUAAGAAGCUGAAGGAGUUGAUGAGUGCCACAGAGAAGAUCCGCAGGGAGAAGUGGAUUGACAAGAAAACCAAGAAAAUCAAAGAGAUCACAGUGAAAGGGCUGGAGCCGGAGAUCCAGAAGCUGAUCUCCAAGCACAAGCAGGAGCUGCAGAAGCUGCGAGCCGUGCAUGAAACGGAGCUGAUGCAGGCAGACGAGAGGGCGGCUCAGAGAUACGUCAGGCAGAGCGAGGAGAUGAGGGAGCAGCUGGAGAGAGAGAAGGAGGAGCAAUGCCAGAGAGAGAGGGAGCUCGCCAGGCAGAGGUAUGAGAAGCAGCUACAGGAGGAGGAGCAGGCGCUACAGCAGCAGAGGAGGAAACUCUACAGCGAGGUGGCUGAAGAGAAGGAGAGGGAGUCCCAGCUGGCUGCCAGGCAGAGGAUGGAACUGGACGAGCUGAGAAAGCACCUUGAGGACAACAACUUGGUGGCGGGGCGUGCGCUGAGAGAGGAGUUCGAGAGGACGAGAGACGAGCAGGAGAGGAGGCACCCGGCAGAGGUUAAAGCCCUGAAAGAGAGGCAAGACAUUGAGAAGCAAGCCUGGGAGGAAAACUACAUGAAGAAAGAGGAGGCCUGGCUGCUGAGCAGGGAGCGGGAGCUGAAGGAGGAGGUGCGCAGAGGGAGGGACAAGGAGAUCGAGCUGGUGAUUCAGAGGCUGGAGGAGGAGACUAGCAGAGCCAGGGAUGAGUGCGAGAGAGCCUCCGAGAACAGGGUGAAGCGCGUGAGGGAGAAGUACGACAUGGAGCUGCGGGAACUGGAGCGCUCAGAGAGGAGCCUGCAGGAGAAGCACAGCGAGCUGAAAGGGCGGCUCAGCCAGGCAGAGGGGGAGGCCGUGCGAUUGCAGGGGCUCCUCAGGCAGAAAGAGCAGGAGGUGCAGGACCUUACACAGAUUCAGGACCGGCUGACGGAGGAACGGAGAAGCCUGGCAGAGGUGAUCCGGCAGGAGUUUGCCGACUGGCUGGUGUCCACAGAGGAGGAGAACAGGUGCAUGAAGACGGAGAUGUCAGAGAUGAGGGCGCGGCAGAGACUGGAGCUGGAGAGAGUGACCCGCGAGAAGGAGGAGGAGCUGGCUGAAGUGCACAAGAGGGUGAAAACUGCUAUAGUGAAAAAGGAAGAGACUGUAAAUAACCUGCGAAAGCAACACGAGGCAACCUUAAAGAGAGCAGAUCACCUGGAAGCGUUACUGGAGCAACAGCGCAAACAGCUGCUGGGGAAGUGAGGCGGUGGAGCCAGC
Polyodon spathula (Mississippi paddlefish) is the source of this 14004-nucleotide messenger RNA. It is a transcript of the gene rnf213b, whose product is annotated as ring finger protein 213b. Gene Ontology annotation, biological process: sprouting angiogenesis; ubiquitin-dependent protein catabolic process; negative regulation of non-canonical Wnt signaling pathway. Gene Ontology annotation, cellular component: nucleolus; cytosol; membrane. Bases 37 to 13989 code for a protein of 4650 amino acids. The record is from RefSeq and is a predicted model, not a curated record. Lineage: Eukaryota; Metazoa; Chordata; Actinopteri; Acipenseriformes; Polyodontidae. Gene Ontology annotation, molecular function: ubiquitin-protein transferase activity; ATP hydrolysis activity. The transcript is spliced from 55 exons.